GACCCCGGAUGAGGCCAGGCAUCAUCCGUGGAUUCUGAUGCACUACCAGAGUCCCAGCUCCAGCGAGGACUCUUCUCCCCACCAGUCCACCAACUGGGAGCACAUGGUGGAUUCCACCAGCGCCACAGCCCCGUCCACCUCCGGACCAGGGCCCAGACCGGUCGGAGCAAGGGACAGCAGGAGGGAGGGGGCGCCAAAUUAAGGGGGUCCCCCCCCUAAUGGGGACAAGAACCGUUACAUGAGGCCCCCAAACGCCUCGACGGUCUUCAGAAAACACCUGACAACGUUUGAGCAGAGGGGAAUCAAACAAGGAAGUGUGGUACCUUGGUAUAGCUGAAGAGAAGGUUCAGGAGACAUUCCCCCUCCGCCAUGGUUAUGAUGACCGCAAGGGACACUACAAGAUGGUUAUCAAAGACAACAUCGCUUACCGCUAUGAGGUCCUGGAGCUGAUGGGUGAGGGCACCUUCGGUAGAGUCCCCAAGUGCAGAGACCACAAAACCCAGCAGCUGGUAGCCAUGAAGGUCAUUGCAAACGACCAGAGGUAUGCAGAUGAGGCGAUGGCAUAGGUGGAAAUUCUGGAGCUGCUCCAAAAGAACGAUGAGGAUGGCAUGGCCAACGUUGUCCACAUGAAGGAGUACUUUCAGUUCCGUGACCAUCUGUGCAUCACCUUUGACCUCAUGGGGAAGAACCUGUAUGAGAUGUUGAAGGAGAGACAAUUCAGAGGGCUGGGCACCUCUCAAGUGAGGAGCCAUGCCAUCUCUCUGGUGCAGUCUCUCCAGCUUCUCAGCAGGUCUGGCAUUAUCCACUGCGACCUGAAACCGGAGAACAUCCUCACAUCACGAGAUAACUCAGAGGUCAUAAAGGUGGCUGACUUUGGGGCGAGCCUUCUGGAACGUCGUAGCACCGCACCUGUUGCCCAAACACUGAUCUACAUGUCCCCCGAAGUUAUUCUGACGAAGGUCUUCAGCAAGGCCAUUGACAUGUGGAGUCUGGGCUGCAUCUUAGCUGAGCUCAAGAGAGGCGUGGUCCUCUUCCAAGUGUGCGAUGAGUGCGAGCUGAUGCUGGAAAUGACGAAGCUGCUGGGUGUUCCCCCAAAGCAUAUGCUGAAGGACACCCCGCUUGAGAACUUGCUCUCUGGUCCAAGAACCAGCAGACGCAGGGCCAGGCACCAUUUGACGAAGGCCCUGGACACGGAGAACAAACUCUUCCUUGACUUCAUCCAGAGCUGCCUCGAAUACAAGCCGGCGAAGCGCAUUACCCCGGAUGAGGCCAGGCAUCAUCCGUGGAUUCUGAUGCACUUCCAGAGUCCCAGCUCCAGCGAGGACUCUUCUCCCCACCAGUCCACCAACUGGGAGCACAUGGUGGACUCCACCAGCGACGCAGCCCCGUCCACCUCCGGACCAGGGCCCAGACCGAGGGGAAUCAAACAGUACAAGGAGGUGUGGUCCCUUGGUGUAGCUGAAGAGAAGGUUCAGGAGACAUUCCCCCUCCGCCAUGGUUAUGAUGACAGCGAGGGACACUACAAGAUGGUUAUCAAAGACCACAUCGCCUCCUGCUAUGAGGUCCUGGAGCUGAUGGGUCAGGGCACCUUCGGUCGAGUCCUCAAGUGCAGAGACCACAAAACCCAGCAGCUGGUAGCCAUGAAGGUCAUUGCGAACGACCAGAGGUUUAAAGAUGAGGCGAUGGCAGAGGUGGAAAUUCUGGAGCUGCUCCAAAAGAACGAUGAGGAUGGCAUGGCCAACGUCGUCCACAUGAAGGAGUACUUUCAGUUCCGUGACCAUCUGUGCAUCUCCUUUGACCUCAUGGGAAAGAACCUGGAUGAGAUGAUGAAGGAGAGACACUUCAGAGGGCUGGGCACCUCUCAAGUGAGGAGCCAUGCCAUCUCUCUUGUGCACUCUCUCCAGCUUCUCAGUAGGUCUGGCAUUAUCCACUGCGACCUGAAACCGGUAGGAGCCUCAUCAUGA
Molecule: messenger RNA, 1964 nt
Organism: Gadus morhua (Atlantic cod)
Lineage: Eukaryota; Metazoa; Chordata; Actinopteri; Gadiformes; Gadidae
Product: dual specificity tyrosine-phosphorylation-regulated kinase 4
Exons: 14
Coding region: 609-1964 (451 amino acids)
Biological process (GO): peptidyl-serine phosphorylation; peptidyl-threonine phosphorylation
Cellular component (GO): cytoplasm; nucleus; cytoskeleton
Molecular function (GO): ATP binding; protein serine/threonine kinase activity
Source: RefSeq, a predicted model, not a curated record